AUGACUACCACCUUGAACACCCCGAAAAGCAAGCUUGCUGGACCCGGCGCAUCCUUGAAAAUCACUCCUUCGAAUUCUCCAAUCCUCCGCCCAGGGACCCGAUCCCCCAGCAAAACAUCCCACCAGUCCUCCUUGUCUCUCCAAACCGUUAUCGGCACAACCACCACAACCCCCAAUGGAUUCUCGAGCCACGACCAAAGCAGAAGUUUCGCUCUGUGUGCGGGUUCAGCAGCAGUGCUCGCACAGCUCGACGAUGAUGCCAACAUAAGCCAACGCUUCUUCCGAGCCCGUCCCUCUGCAACUAGUGUCAAUCCAUCGACUUCGUUCUACAAUCCAAACUCGACCCCUCCGUCUACCCCGGACCCGAGAUCACGUUCCCUCUCCCACAUCCGCUCCAACCCACAUCUGAAUAUUUCCAAUGGCUCUCCCUCUAGCGAGGCUGGCGAGGCUGGUAGCCCCCGAGGGUGGUCAUCGAGGGAACGGAUCAAAGCAGUCACAAGUGUCUCGAUCAGUCCCAAUGGGCGAUUCCUCGCAGUAGGAGAGACCGGCUAUAACCCACGAGUUUUGAUAUUCUCCACAGCGACGGAUGCAUUACCGGACGUUCCUCUCUCUAUACUGAACGACCACACAUUUGGCGUUCGCAGUCUAGCGUUCAGCCCCGACUCCCAGUAUCUGGCAACUCUGGGCAACCCGAAUGACGGGUUCCUUUUCAUCUGGAUGAUCAACCUGAAGAAUGGAUCAGCCAAGCUACACUCCGCGAAUAAGUGUACGUCGGUUAUUAAAGAUAUGUGCUGGGUCGGACGAAGCUUGGUCACCACUGGCGUGCGGCACGUCAAGGUCUGGCGUCUUCCCACGAUCACGAGGCCUGUCUCCCCCACCAAGACACGGCUGAAUGUUGACGGUGCUCCCUCACCAAACCCGGCCCCGAAAGCACUUUCCGGUAGGAAUUGCCUCAUGGGCGCGCUGGGAGACAGCGUCUUUACCUGUGUAAGCAGUAUCUCUGACCACGAAGCUGCUAUUGCCACGGAUUCAGGUGCAGUUUGUUACCUUGAUGACCGCGAGGGGUCUCAGAAGAUGGUCAUCGUAAAGCAGGUGGGCUUCAGUAUCACGUCUCUGGCCGUGGAUUUCGACCAAGAGUCCAUCUGGCUAGGUGGGCGUGGAAGGCGAAUGCAGAAAGUGACAUUUGAAACUUUGCGCUCGUCUGGUUCGUCCACGCCAAUGUCACCUGUCCGUCUCGAUAAGGGAGUCUUGGAUAAGAAAAGCAAAGCACCAGCUAUCACUUGCAUGGGCUCUCUUAACUCCCAUCUAGUCACGGUGGAAGCCACUCGGGAGAUUCAUAUUUACCCGAUUCAUAAUCUACUUGAAGACGGCGAACAGGAAGAGGGUGAAGCCUCGAUGCCUGCGCAUCGAGAUCCCAUCCUUGGAGUCUUUCACAUGAAACGCCCCAAUGAUUUCUCUGCAGACUUCUUUACGUGGUCGCGUAACGGCUCUGUUAAUUUCUGGGACGUUCACGGGAAGUGUCGAGGAUCCAGAGUAAUCGAUCUGGAUCAAUUUUCCGGGAACGAAGACAAUGCAGCGAAUGAACUUAAAGUUUUGCGGACUACUACAAAUGCAGAGUGGUUCGUCUCAGGUGACAAAUUUGGCGUAUUGAGAUUGUUUUCAAAUUCCGACUGGGCCUGUGUGCACAAAGUCCGUGGACAUGGCGGGGAGAUUACAGACGUUGCUAUUGAAACAACGGAUGACUCCUGGCUAGUAGCCAGCUGUGGCCGAGAUCGGAUGGUUCAGUUAUUUGAGAAACGAGACAACGAGCUUCAUUUGACCCAAACCAUGGACGAUCAUGUUGGGGCUGUCGGACAGUUGAUGUUCAUCAAUGAUGGCGAGAAGCUGCUUUCAUGCUCUGCGGACCGCACCGUCAUUAUCAGAGAUCGUGCCACACGAGAGAUUGAUGGUGAAACAUGCGUUGCGUACCUUAUUUCACGGGUAAUUACUCAAAAGGCCUCUCCCCUGUCGAUGACAAUCUGCCCGGACGACUCGAACAUUUUAUAUCUCUCCACUAUGGACCGCUGUGUUUCGAAGUUCGAUAUUCCAUCAGGAAGGCAUCUCCACUGUUUCAAGGCAUCGGACUCGGAGACAACCGAUGCCGUCAUUUUGGGCUCAUUGACAGUUGCACCUGAGAUCCCUGGCCAAAGCCCAAAGGUUCUAAUUGGUGUGUCGGGUACCGACAAAUCCAUCCGCGUAUACGACUUGGAGCGCGACCAACUUCUCACUGGUGAAUUUGGACACACUGAAGGUGUUACCGAUGCCCUGUUGAUAGAAGGGCGCGACGAUACCGAGGACUCGCAACCCCAACGCACCUUGAUAAGCACCGGCAUGGACGGCAUAUUGAUGAUAUGGAACCUCUCUGUCCAGCAGCAGAUAUCGCCAGAACUUCUUCAAAGUACACGCGAUGAUGAUGAAGGUCCUACCAAGGAGAUGACAGCCGCGAGACCUCCUCUCAGGAAGGUGCUCUCGCGUAGCGAGUUGGCCGGCUUCCAGCGUCCAGAUAGUCCUAACCCCACAACUCCAACGCCUAACCGCGAGCAUUCUCCAACCCUCCUCCGGAAAAUGUCGAGAUUGUCUCUCGCCCCGUCAUCUCUCAAAAACCACUCCCUCUCAGAAUCAACAUCGCCCCCAAGUCGCCUCUCCCCCCACCCCAGCCCAAAAUCACGGACUCCCGCCCGAAAACCACACAGUGCACGAACCAAUCGUCGCACAUCUCUCGAUCUCCGCAAUCGCGGCAAAACAACUCCCCGCAGCGAGUUCGGAAGUCUCGACAUGUCCACCGAACAAGUCUGCCGCACUCUCCGCGCCUACCGCAAAAAGGUCAACGGUUCAAACCGCCGCGUCCAAUCUUCCAAGGAACUCGAGCGUGAACUAAGACUCACACUCCGCAUUAUCAGCGGACGCGAUGAAAGCAGUGACGCUAGCGGUGAAACCGAAACCGAUAGCAGUGGCAAGGACAUUGAAAAUGAACGAGGACCUAGUCGCUCGUCCUUGAAAUCCCCUUGUCUUCCUCGCCAUAUGCCUUCUACCCCGUCUCUGCGACCCAAAAGUGUACGACAAGUCUCGCGCAGCCGGUCGUUUGAUGCUACUGGCGAAGAAUAA
Messenger RNA from Penicillium brevicompactum, 3144 nucleotides. RefSeq names its product WD40 repeat domain-containing protein. The record is from RefSeq and is a predicted model, not a curated record. Gene Ontology annotation, molecular function: protein binding. Gene Ontology annotation, cellular component: mitotic spindle. The transcript has 3 exons. Bases 1 to 3144 code for a protein of 1047 amino acids. NCBI's taxonomy places the organism in Eukaryota, Fungi, Ascomycota, Eurotiomycetes, Eurotiales, Aspergillaceae. Gene Ontology annotation, biological process: regulation of mitotic cell cycle; mitotic spindle organization.